Oreochromis niloticus (Nile tilapia) is the source of this 2521-nucleotide messenger RNA. It is a transcript of the gene fstl3, whose product is annotated as follistatin-like 3 (secreted glycoprotein). Gene Ontology annotation, biological process: regulation of BMP signaling pathway; multicellular organism development; cell differentiation. Bases 189 to 941 code for a protein of 250 amino acids. The transcript is spliced from 5 exons. The record is from RefSeq and is a predicted model, not a curated record. Lineage: Eukaryota; Metazoa; Chordata; Actinopteri; Cichliformes; Cichlidae. Gene Ontology annotation, molecular function: activin binding; protein binding. Gene Ontology annotation, cellular component: extracellular region.
UAAAUAUUUAUACAGAGGGGGAACGACAUCACUUAUUCACAACACAUUCAUUCACUUAAGGCAGAGCUACUUGCAAAGUUAACUCAGAGUGAUCAGCUCUGUUUGCCAAAGGACCAUCACCUCUUCUUCUAGGUGUUUGCUGAGACAACUUUUUGGGAAGAAGUUUUUAAGCUAACUCAGAAUACACAAUGAGCGUUUUGAUUUCUGUUUUGGGGGUGAUUCUCACUUUCUGUCAGGUUGGGAGGAAUCCUGUUAGUGCUGGGAUGUGCUGGCUGCAGCAGAGUCAAGAUCAAAGGUGCAACAUGGUGCUGAUGAGAGGGGUGACCAGGGAGGAGUGCUGUGCCGGGGGACGCCUGGACACAGCGUGGUCCAACACCAGCCUGCCCAUGAAUGAAGUCAGCCUGCUGGGCUUCCUGGGUAUUGUCUCCUGUAAACCAUGCAAAGAGACAUGUGAAGGAGUCAAAUGUGGUCCUGGGAAGGUUUGCAAGAUGAAGACAGGAAGGCCUCAGUGUGUCUGCUCUCCAGACUGCUCUCACAUUACCCGGAGGCAUCCUGUGUGUGGCAGUGAUGGGAAGACAUAUAAGGAUGAGUGUUCUCUGCUUAUGGCGCGCUGUAUGGGACACCCGGACCUUGAGGUCAUGUACCACGGAGAGUGCAGAAAGUCGUGCUCUAAUGUUGUGUGUCCAGGAACUCACACCUGUGUGACCGACCAGACCAACAGCGCUCACUGUGUCAUGUGCCGCACUGCACCUUGCCCAAUACCCAUGCUGUCUGAGCACCCUAUCUGUGGUAAUGACAACGUCACUUACCCAAGCGCCUGCCACCUCCGCCGGGCUACCUGCUUCCUCGGCCGCUCCAUAGGAGUCCGCCACUAUGGCCACUGCAACAGUCCACCUCGGAAAUUUCACAUCUUGGAUGGCAGUGAGGAAAACGCAGUCUAGAUGGUCGAUUCCUCACACAGCCCCUUUUUGCUCCACUAGCUUCCCAUAAGGAACUUUUUUUUGACAAUCACUACCCCCUCCCCCCUUUCUACAUAUUAAUGGUAGAUGUGAUAUGAGACACCUCUGUUGGAAGAGGGGUGUUUAAUAACACACACAUGCCUCUAAAAAGCUAUUUUUGUUAACUAUGUUUCAGUUUGGAAAAUGGAGGCAGAUGAAUGCAUUUGUCAUGAGACAGAUAUAUCUCAUGAGCUCUUUGGGAGAUGUGUGCAUAUUGUAAAUAGAAUACCAGUACUAUUUAUUGGAGAAGGUAUUAAAACUCUAUUUAUGUUUUUUAGCCUGGUAAAAAAAAAAACAUGAAAGUAAAAGAAAAAACAAAAAUCGUAUAUCCUUAGAAAGCUCUUUGUGGCGGGGCGUGGCCUGCAGUGCUGUGCAGGGAAGGCGGACACACCUGCAUGGCACCGCAGGCCACGCCCUACCACACUCAUGCAAAAAAAAAUGUAUUUAUUGUUUGUUUGUUUUUUUAAUGUACAUAUAUAUAUAUAUAUACAGUCACUGGGGUUGGCAUUUUACAAAUAUUUUACAGUUUUAAAGGCUCCAUUCCCCACAAACAAACAUUUUCCCUCAAGCUAAUGGAAAGCAAAGCUAAUUUGUUUCAAAAGCUGAUGCUAUUUUGUAGUCUGUUGAUGUGGUUUCAAUUCACCACAAACAACAACGUGACAACUACAGUUCAGCUGCAUGUACUUCAUUUAGGGUGGCGAGGACGGGGUUCAGUCUAAACAAAUCUGUAUAGUCUCUGUUCCCCCCCACACAUGUUUACUCUGAAUCCCAGGCCAAACUCUUGGCCACCCGCUGAUCACCGAAAUUAACAGUUUUGUUGUGUUUCUGGGAGCCCUCGAGCCCUAGAGAGCCCUCUACAAUACCUCCUCUGUUGAAUUCUUUUUUUUGUUUUGUAAAAUAUUUUUUGUACGUCAUGCAAGUUAGUUCUGAUGCUGUUUUGCUGCUUUGAUUUGUUUGGAAUUUUUUUUUGUUUAAAUAACUUACAGGACAGACAAAUGUAAUUAGCAGCGCCUGACUUAAAGGAAAAUUAAAUUUGUCUGGGAAUGAAGUACAAUUUGGUCCAAUUGAAAAUACCUGAUUAUACUGCCAUCAGAGUCAAUCUGCCGUAACACUGCACACAUCUACACAAGUAAAAGUAGUCAAGUGAUCCAAUUCAACAUAUUAAACUCAAAGCAGAUCCCUGGAUACUUUAAACAGCCUUGAUAGUGUACUUUGAAACAUGUUAACUUUCCUUCUGUAAAUAACAGUCUCAAGUGUACCACCUACCUGUGUACCUACUGUGAACUUUGAAUGACAAAUGCAUCAACAUAUUUUUGUAUUUUUGUACUGCCGUUGUAAAACAACUUAAAGUUUCAUGUGUCACAGUGCGUAUUCUUUCUUUUGAAAUCAAAAUAAUUGUUUUUUUUUCCAGCUGCCUUGUUAUACCUUGUUAUUGCCUCAAUUGUAAUUUAAUAACAAUACUUUCCGCAUGUGAAACAGCAUCUGACAUGUAUUUGAUGAUAUAUAAAUUUUUCUUAACUGUG